Camelus dromedarius (Arabian camel) is the source of this 1953-nucleotide messenger RNA. It is a transcript of the gene MCHR1, whose product is annotated as melanin concentrating hormone receptor 1. The transcript has 2 exons. Gene Ontology annotation, molecular function: melanin-concentrating hormone receptor activity; neuropeptide binding. The coding region runs from base 196 to 1446 and encodes 416 amino acids. Gene Ontology annotation, cellular component: neuron projection; plasma membrane. The record is from RefSeq and is a predicted model, not a curated record. NCBI's taxonomy places the organism in Eukaryota, Metazoa, Chordata, Mammalia, Artiodactyla, Camelidae. Gene Ontology annotation, biological process: neuropeptide signaling pathway.
UGAAGCAAGCAGCACUCCCCGUGGCACAGGAGACACAGCCCCAGGUGCCAGAGGGAAGGAAGCCUCAUGCCUGAUGGGGUUGCCUGAGCCCGGCUCCGGCCCGCUGCGCUCUGCAGGCAGUUAGAAGUCGGAGCUGCGGCGCGGGACUGAAGAGGUUAACGAGGAUCUGCCUCCUAAUGUUGAUGUGUCUAGGUGAUGUCAGUGGGAGCCGGGGAAGGAGGGAGGGGAGAGCGGUGGGGCUCCGAGGCGUGGAGGCUGCAGGGGCCGAGGAAGACCCCCUUGCGGACUGCGGGGCUCGGGCUCGGGCUGCGGGACAGCGCGGCGGGCGGAGGCUGCCGCAGCCUGCGGGGGCGGGCGGGCGCGCAGGCGACGCGCACCGGCACGAUGGACCUGGAAGCCUCGCUGCUGCCCGCCGGCCCCAACGCCAGCAACACCUCGGAUGGCCCGGAUAACCUCACCUCGGCCGGGCCGCCUCCACGCACAGGGAGCAUCUCCUACAUCAACAUCAUCAUGCCUUCUGUGUUCGGUACCAUCUGCCUCCUGGGCAUCAUUGGGAACUCCACGGUCAUCUUUGCAGUGGUGAAGAAAUCCAAGCUGCACUGGUUCAGCAACGUCCCGGACAUAUUCAUCAUCAACCUCUCGGUGGUGGACCUCCUCUUUCUCCUGGGCAUGCCCUUCAUGAUCCACCAGCUCAUGGGCAAUGGUGUCUGGCACUUUGGAGAGACCAUGUGCACCCUCAUCACGGCCAUGGAUGCCAACAGUCAGUUCACCAGCACCUACAUCCUGACUGCCAUGGCCAUUGACCGCUACCUGGCCACGGUCCACCCCAUCUCCUCCACCAAGUUCCGGAAGCCCUCUGUGGCCACCCUGGUGAUCUGCCUCCUGUGGGCCCUCUCCUUCAUCAGCAUCACCCCCGUGUGGCUCUACGCCAGGCUCAUCCCCUUCCCAGGGGGCACAGUGGGCUGCGGCAUCCGCCUGCCCAACCCAGACACUGACCUGUACUGGUUCACCCUGUACCAGUUUUUCCUGGCCUUUGCCCUGCCCUUUGUGGUCAUCACGGCUGCAUACGUGAGGAUCCUGCAGCGCAUGACAUCCUCGGUCGCUCCCGCCUCUCAACGCAGCAUCCGGCUGCGGACAAAGAGGGUGACCCGCACGGCCAUCGCUAUCUGCCUGGUCUUCUUUGUGUGCUGGGCACCCUACUACGUGCUCCAGCUGACCCAGCUGUCCAUCAGCCGCCCGACGCUCACCUUUGUCUACCUGUAUAAUGCAGCCAUCAGCUUGGGCUACGCCAACAGCUGCCUCAACCCCUUUGUGUACAUCGUGCUCUGUGAGACGUUCCGAAAACGCUUGGUUCUGUCGGUGAAGCCUGCGGCCCAGGGGCAGGUCCGAGCCGUCAGCAACGCCCACACGGCUGAUGAGGAGAGGACAGAAAGCAAGGGUGCCUGACAUGCCCCCUGCCACACUGGGCACCUCCGUGUCAGGAUGCUACGACAGACCAUGGGGAGAGAUGCUGAGAGAAACCCAAGACCCCUCGGGGAGGACGCAGGAGGCUGGGGUGGUUGCAACUAUAGGACCCACAGAUUGCCAGGGAGGCCCAGAGCCAGAUUUGGGGCUUCAAGGAUCAGAAAUCUCUUUGAGAGAGCAGGAGGAGACCUUUGGGUUGAACAGAACUGAGCAAGAAGAUUGCUUUAAAUGUUUAGUUGAGCCCUACUUCUGCUAACUUCCAAAUGUCUUUUUCCCAAAAGGAGAGGUGGAAGGAUUCUGGCCGGAUUUAUUUAAGAACAGGCAGGGCUGGGGUGUGAGUAGCGGGGCCAUACGGCACAGGGUCCUGGGGAGAUGAAGGUGGUGGGGCCUCUGCAGUCUUUCCCAUCUCUCAUUGGUAUGACGGAGGGCUGCUUUUCUCCCAAGCUGGAGAAUGAUGAAAAAUAAAGCAUGCCGUGUCUCUGUGUUCCA